This is a messenger RNA of Schistocerca gregaria, 2749 nucleotides long. Its product is annotated as zinc finger MIZ domain-containing protein 1-like. The record is from RefSeq and is a predicted model, not a curated record. Gene Ontology annotation, biological process: protein sumoylation. The transcript has 2 exons. The coding region runs from base 226 to 2130 and encodes 634 amino acids. NCBI's taxonomy places the organism in Eukaryota, Metazoa, Arthropoda, Insecta, Orthoptera, Acrididae. Gene Ontology annotation, molecular function: SUMO ligase activity; zinc ion binding.
CGAUAGUUUUUUUUUUAAUAAUAGAGAAUUGAAUAGGACUUUUCGUACCAAAUUUUUUUGCGUUUAGUCUCCAAUAAUCUACUCGCCGGUUCGGAUGCUACGAAUUGUUAGACGAAUACCAUGACUGCUGGUCCGACGCGUGGAUGAAACAGGAAAAAAUUCGUAUACCCGCGAACAGCCAUCAGAAGAAAAAAAUAAAUCUCUCUCCUCAAGCGAGCGCGUAUUAUGGAAGUUAACGAAGACCUGGUUCAUCACCCCCCAGCUAAUCGGUCCCAAGCAUUAGAUCCGUGCAUGAUUAUUAUAUGCACAGUUUCCCUGAAAUCUCAUCUUGAAAAAUUGCAAUGUCACAAACUCCGGAGCAUUUUGGAGACACUGCAAAUUCAAGGGUACAAGUCUAAACUUAAGUCAGUCAAGAUAUCUGCAAUCAUUGGGUGGCUCCUCGAAAGCGUGAGCAUAUGGAACGAACAAGUUUUUAUCUCAAAGUUUUCGGAUGAUCAUGCAAGUCUUUCAGUCUGGGUGGAACAGUAUCGAAAUAUUGCUAAAGUGCUUUCCUACAUUGAAAUGAAUUCCCUCGAAGGCAAUUCUUCUCCAAAAAACCAAACCAAUAUUCAUUCUUCCCAUCCUUCAGAAAAUGCCAAUAAUUCCUCGCCCGACGAGGAACAUUGCGCGCCAAGUCCAAAACGCUCUUCUUUAGCGUUAAUUCCGCCUCAGCAGAACUCAGAUGAACAGCCGGCACCAUCUCACCAAAACCUUCCCUCGAAUCAAGAAGGCGCCACCGACUCGUCUCGACACUCCGUCGAACCAACUAUCCAAUCUGACAAUACAAACUCUUCUUCUGAUAGUGCAAACUUGUCAACCACUUCCAAUCUACCUGACCAUACUGUCUCUCCUCCCCAGUCUCCAACUUCGCAAACUUCGAACCCCACUUCCCAACCAUCGUUUCCGCCAUCAGAUCCGUCUCCUACUUCUUCGUCUCACCCUUCUACAAACACGAAUCAAGCCACCUCUAACCCAGCUAUCCAACCUCAUGCCAACCAACCAACCAACAAGUACUCUCCUUCCCAUUCAGCUUCCUCCUUCUUCUCUUUGACAACUCCUACAUCUCCUUCUCUUCGCUUCUCUCCUGACCCCAGUUUCCUUCCCUGCAUGCACUCGCAUUGCUCAUUCUCCUCUCUAUACCCCUUCGCUAAUCACUCCAUCCCCUCCAGACCGCCUCCCGCCUUCCUUUCCGGCCUCGCCAAAACCACCGUCCGCUACGACGUUUUAGAUGACCCCUUCUUCUCCAUUCCAAAGCACUACCCCUUCCCUAUUGCCGCCGCCUUUUUUGGCACCUCGCUUCAAACCAACGUUAAAGUCUCCAAGUCGUUCAAUCUUCCAAACGUCCCGUAUGACGUCAUCGUUCGCUGCUUCCCCCUCCAACUUAAAUCCAAAUCCAACUCUCAAAACGCCAUCUCAAAACACGCCUGGCCAGAAAAUUGCUCCCUAUACAUAAACGGUACAUUUUUCGAUAUCUCGAAACUGAAAAAGACGCACAAUAAAUCCCUAGACAGCUACGCAAAUGUCUCUUCUUUCUGCACUCGCGGAAGACUCAACAGACUCCUUUUCUGCGCGUCCGUCUCGGCGUCACACAUCAUCCUCGUCCAACUCGUCUAUCGCAACUCCGUCUCCCUCCUCUCUAAAAACAUCCAACUUAACCAUUCCCUGGUAAAAGUCUAUUUCUUAGAAUGCGUCAAAGCUUCCUUCAUCAAAGACCAAGAAGACGGACUGACCGAACUCUACAAAAAACUGUCCCUUGUUGAUCCGCUUUCCUACACGCGCAUACAAAUACCCACCAAAUCUGUCGAGUGUACGCAUAUUCAGUGCUUCGACCUCGACAACUAUCUGCGCCUCAAUGAACGCACCCGCAGUUGGCUAUGUCCAAUCUGCUCUGUAUAUUCACCGUACGAAAACCUGCUCAUCGACACCUACUUCCAAGACAUACUCCAGUCUGAACUAGGCGACGACGACCAAGUUCACAUCUAUCCUGACGGCACUUGGAAAAAAUGUUCAGACUCCCCCUCGUCAAAUGAACUACCAAAAGAACCCGUCGUAUUCAUCAUCGACAGUGACGAAGAACCGCAGCUGAUAUGACCCUAUUCCACUCAACAAAACACUUGCCAAACAUUCUCUUGUGCGCGCUUCUUUGGAUAUCGUUCAACCACAAAAUUCCAAUUUGACCGUUAAAUAUAUGUCUCCACUCUCUGUGCCAUGAACGGCGGGUUCGAGGUGGACUUGCGCCCGAGGCAAGUUCGUGCCCGUUCCAAUCACCCUAGUUCAUAGUGCGCACUACCAACACAUCCGGGAAAUCUGUCGAAUAAAGCAUGGCGCGCCAGGUCACUAAACGCUCUCGGCUAAUAGACCCCGUUGACAGCGCUUUCUCUAUCACGGCCCUCUUUCGACAACGCCAACGUCGCGCCUCCCAGCCCUCUGUCGGCGCUCUAGCACCCCCUGUCCCUUUCAUAUGAAACGCUUGCCAAAGAAUCAACUGCAAAAGCGUCACGUAGCUUAUACUCUGCUGCUGCUGCACCUGAAUUAGCUCAGCGAAAAUACUCCGAACGAGCUGUCGACUUUUCAGACUCAUUUUUACCAAGCCUUAGAAUUCAUGCAAAUCUGCGCAUUCGUUUACAACACUUAAGAUCUCUGCAAAAAGACCGCACUCCAUACGUUCACUAAGUGCUAAGUUGUACGACCAAAUGAAAUUUUGAUCGAA